Planococcus citri (citrus mealybug) is the source of this 1663-nucleotide messenger RNA. It is a transcript of the gene Paics, whose product is annotated as PAICS bifunctional enzyme. Gene Ontology annotation, biological process: 'de novo' IMP biosynthetic process. NCBI's taxonomy places the organism in Eukaryota, Metazoa, Arthropoda, Insecta, Hemiptera, Pseudococcidae. Gene Ontology annotation, molecular function: phosphoribosylaminoimidazolesuccinocarboxamide synthase activity. The transcript has 9 exons. The coding region runs from base 291 to 1580 and encodes 429 amino acids. The record is from RefSeq and is a predicted model, not a curated record. Gene Ontology annotation, cellular component: cytosol.
AAUGAUAUAAAUGAGUAAAUUAAAUAAUUAACACUACCUAUUCUAACAAAAGAUCUCAGUCUCGUUUACAUCUUCUGUCGUCUAGAUUGAUCUAUUGGCAACACUGCGAACCUAAUUGAAGUUUUCGCGCAAUUCUUUACACAGGUUGAUAAGAUUUAUAUUUUAGUAUCAUUCUGUCAGCUCUUUUUCAUCCGGAACAUCUUUACAAUAACUUCAACACAAUGUCUAACCCAUCAGGUGCAAUAUAAUCCAUAACAAACGAGCAGAAUCCUAUUCCUAAUCUUAUAUAAAUGAGUUUAAUACGUAUCUUAGCCUUUUUCACGUUGCAUGCCGGUAAAACUUGUAAGAAAAUGAUCAACGAAGGAAAAACCAAACAGAUUUGGGACUACAGCGAAGACGAGGUGUUAAUUUUGAGUAAAGAUAGCAUCACAGCUUUUAAUGGUGUACGAGGCCACAGUAUAGAAGACAAAGCUGUCAUCUCAACGAAGACUACGUCGAAUAUAUUCACCAUCUUGAACACAGCUGGAGUCAAGACAGCAUUUGUACGACAAAAUGAACCCAAUUCGUUCAUAGCCAAGAAAUGCGAAAUGGUUCCGAUCGAAUGGGUCGCUAGACGUUUGGCUACUGGAUCAUUUUUGAAACGAUUUCCAGGCGUUGAAGAAGGAACGAAAUUUUACCCUUUAAAGCUGGAAACUUUUUACAAGGACGAUGCUAAUGACGAUCCGCAAUGGUCAGAUGAACAAAUGAUAUCGGCUAAAUUUACCUUAAAUGGUUUGCAAAUAGACCGGAGUGAAAUAGACAUCAUGAGAAGAACAACUCAGACGGUAUUUGAAAUCCUAGAAAAAUACUGGGCCACUCAAGACUGCGUUCUGGUCGAUAUGAAAAUCGAAUUUGGUAUAAGUUCGAAAGGUGAUAUUUUGGUGGCCGAUGUUAUCGAUAAUGAUUCUUGGAGAUUAUGGCCAUCGGGAGAUAAACGACUAAUGAAAGAUAAACAAGUAUACAGGAAUUUAAAGGAAGUUACGCAGUCUGAUCUUAUAGUGAUUAAGGAUAACUUUCAAUGGGUCGCUGAUCGUACAGAAAUAAUGAAAGAUAUUCGAAGCACAGCUCUAGUAGUCAUAUUAAUGGGAUCUAAAAGCGAUAAAGAGUACUGUCAAAAGAUAUCGAACUAUUGCGAUAGCCUGGGUUUAAAUAGUGUUCUGAGGAUUUCAUCGGCUCAUAAAAGUACAGAGGAUGUAUUAAAUAUAAUCGCUUACUACGAAGCCACAAAUAGUCAAGUAGUAUAUAUCGCUGUGGCAGGCCGAAGUAACGGGCUCGGUUUAGUACUCGCUGCUAAUACGAUUUUUCCGGUAAUCAACUGCCCUCCUAGUUCAGAUAAUUUAUCGAGAGAUAUUUGGUCUUCGCUCAGUUUACCAUCGGGUAUCGGAUGUACGACGGUUAUAUAUCCUGAGGCAGCUGCGAUAUCAGCAGCUCAUGUAUUUUCUUUAAAUGAUACAUCGGUGUGGUCAAAAUUGAAAGCCAAACAGUUAAAUAAUUUCAUCACCUUGAAAAAUGACGAUAAACAACUCAACUUGAAACAAUAACACCAGAUAGUUUCCGUAAACAAGAUUGUUAUUUAUUUUAAAUAAACAUAUUUGCAUAUUUACAUUAAAAUUUAUACAUACUA